Molecule: messenger RNA, 1184 nt
Organism: Phyllostomus discolor (pale spear-nosed bat)
Lineage: Eukaryota; Metazoa; Chordata; Mammalia; Chiroptera; Phyllostomidae
Product: N-formyl peptide receptor 2-like
Exons: 2
Coding region: 116-1114 (332 amino acids)
Biological process (GO): phospholipase C-activating G protein-coupled receptor signaling pathway; positive regulation of cytosolic calcium ion concentration; complement receptor mediated signaling pathway
Cellular component (GO): plasma membrane
Molecular function (GO): N-formyl peptide receptor activity; complement receptor activity
Source: RefSeq, a predicted model, not a curated record
CCCUCCCCCUUGUCCUUCAAUAAAGCAUCUACUGAAGCUGCUCCAACCUCAGUUACUCCACUAGAAGCCAAGAACCGGUCACAGGAACAGGAUCUGAGCUGGUGGUGUGGACAAGAUGGCAACUGACUACAUGGCUCUGCAUAUCUUCACAAUGGUGGUGCAAGGAAUCACCUGUGUCCUCAGCAUCCUAGGCAAUGGGCUUGUGAUCUGGGUGUCUGGAUUCCGGAUGGCAAUCACAGUCACCACCUUGUGCUAUCUGAACCUGGCCUUAGCCGACUUCCUUUUUGCUGCCACUCUGCCAUUCCUCAUAGUUGUAAGUGCCAGGGAAGGACAAUGGCCUUUUGGCUGGCUCAUGUGCAAGUUAAUUAACUUCUUGGGGGAAACAAACCUGUUGGCAAGUGUGUUCUUCACUGCCUUCAUUGCUCUGGACCGCUGUAUUUGUGUCUUGUGUCCAGUUUGGGCCCAGAACCACCGCACUGUAAGUCUGGCUAUGAAAGCGAUUACUGUACCUUGGAUUCUUGCAGCAGUCCUUAAUUUGCCAGUUUUCAUCCUCUUUACUACACAAAAGGAUGAAGAAAAUAAUGUAUACUGCGGUUUUAACCUUGAAAUCUGGGGGAACAUCACUGAAGAAGAGAAGAUACACAGGUUGUUCACCUCAGUAAAAACCAUGGGGAUCAGCCGCUUUGUCGUUGGCUUCACAUUUCCAAUGUCCAUCAUUGCUAUCUGCUACAGUCUCGUUGCUGUGAAAAUCUGCAAAAAAGGCAUGACUAGUUCCAGCCGUCCCUUCUGGGUCCUCAGUGCUAUUGUGGCCACCUUCUUCAUUUGCUGGUUCCCCUGUCAACUGUGUCUUCUUCUGUUUGCAGUCUGGACCAAAGAGAUACUGUUUGAAGGGAAGUACAAAAUCCUUCUUUAUCUAAGAGUCCUAACAGGUCUCCUAGCCUUCUUCAACAGCAGUAUCAACCCAACACUCUACGUCUUCCAGGGAAAGGACUUUCAAAAGAGAGUGAUCCACUCCCUGCCAGCCAGCCUGGUCAGGGCCCUAACCAAGGACUCAGCCCCAACCAGUGACACAACAACCAAAUCUGUUUCACUUCCUACAGAGGCCAAUUUGUAGGAGAUGGCAGGUGAUUGGGUGCAUUAUUGCACUCUGCCAGCUUCUACCCUGCUCUCGUUUCCAGCUUCAU